AUGGCUGUAGCAAAAGAGGAGAGAGAAGUUACAAAAAGAUCGGAGCGCAAGGGCAGCUCGGCCAUGGCUGGCGGGCGCUCCGGUCGCUCGGGCGCCGCGUCGUGCGGGGCGUCGCCCGCGCACUCAGCCGCCCCGGCCUCCGCCUCCGCGGACGCCCACCCCGCCCCGCACUCCGGCGGCGACUUCCUGGCCACCGCCAGCUCCGCGCUGCGCCGCCUGCACUUCAGCCGCGCGGGCAAGGCCAACCGCCAGCAGCAGCCGCCCGUGCCCAAGGUGGUCAUCAUGGGCAGCAGCACGGCCUCCACCUCCUCCAACACCACCAUCAACACCAGCACCGACUCCGCCAACACCGUCGCCACGCUCGUCACCGUCACCGACGGCGACUACGACCUCGACCAUUGCUCGAGCUACCUGGACGACGCGCUGGCGGAGGCGCCGCUGUCGUCCGGCGCGCCCUUCUGCCCGUCGGCGCCCGCGCCCUCGCCCGCGCCCUCGCCGCACCCGGGCCCGCCCCCGCCCACGCCCCUGCUGGGCGCCGAGCGGCGGCAGCAGCAGCGCGAGGACCACAUGCGCCAGCUCCUCGACGUCUGCCACACGCUCACGCAGCAGGAGCUGCACGACUUCGAGAUGAAGUGA
Messenger RNA from Gryllus bimaculatus (two-spotted cricket), 636 nucleotides. The record is from the annotation of a GenBank genome assembly. NCBI's taxonomy places the organism in Eukaryota, Metazoa, Arthropoda, Insecta, Orthoptera, Gryllidae.